AUUUUAUGAGAGUCGACAUAAAGAAAAAUGCGAUUGACUUUAUGACGCUCUCAACGAAUUGGAAAAAUGAUAAAUAAUAUAGACGAUAGGCUUAUCUUCAUCAGGUUUUAUCUAUAAUCUAAAAAACACAAUAUAUUUACGAUUCUUGUAUACACACACAAACAAGUAUAUGAGUUGAAACCUUCACGAUCGAAAACAUACCUGUCCAAUGUGACACGAUAGCCGAGAGAAGGAGGGUCAAUAAGGGUAACGAUAAGGAUGAGUAAUAUAUGACUUGACUGUAUAUAUCGAACGAAAAUACUCGAUGUGAGGAAAAAUUUCGGAGGAUCCGAUGUCAGUGUUAAAUCGUACAAAUAAGGGAACACUCGUCCACCUUGAUAAAGUUCGCAAACAUGGUACGUCGAUACAUUUGUUAUUACGAUAAAAGAGCUUAUGAAAUUUUCUUUUUCGCUCUCUCUUUCGCUCUCUUUCUCUGUCUCUCGUUGUAUUGAUUCAAACAACUCUUAUUUGCAGUUGAUUCGUGAGUUUGCCCUCAUAACAUUAAUAUUUCUGCCUUCAUUAUCGAGUAAUGAUUGUCAAUGGUGUCGCGCUGUCGAAUUUUGGAGCAGCGUCAUAUGUUCUGUGGAAAAUUCUAAAAUCGUCCACUUUCACGGCGUUGAUAACAAUAGGAGCUCUAUCCUUUUAGAACCAUGCUUUGAGACUUUCGUACGCAGCAUCGAGCGUAAAUGCGCGAUAACGACUAUAUUGAGGACUUACACGUUUCCUGACUCGGAAAACACAUCUUUUGUCGAUAAUAAUGACGUAACUCACGAGAUCGCGAAACGGCCAUCGAUUUGGAAGAUUAAUACAUCCGACGAUGAAUUUCCCUUUCGAGUAACGUCCGCGAAAAUUGAAAGGAUUCAAAACAAUAAAGCUUUUGGAGAGGACACGUGGAAUGUACACGUGAUUCUUCCGAAGAACAUCCACGCUUUCGAUCAAAUUUCAAAAGAUGGUUCGAGGUUUGAAUGGAAACCGCACGAUCGAUUUAUCGUACUGAUUGCUUGCCGAGAGGAAGUACUAAACAAGUCGAAGCUUGAUGGAAUUUUAAAGACAUUAUGGACCAAACAUAAAGUGCAAGGCAUCUUGGUUGCCGAGACGAUCGCUGUCGUAAAUGACACUCAAACUGAUCGAGCUAUUCGCUCUUACAAUCCGUUCGCUAAAGUCAACGAUUCUGCGUAUGGUCAAAUCGAAAUUAUAAAUGUAAAAACGGCAGAACAGGCGUCGAAUCUGAUAUCUCAUUUCACUUACUACCGAACAAAUAAUAUGAAUGGAUACGAAUUGAAAAUGGGUUUAUUCUCUCCUGCACAAGAGGCAAGUGAACAGGCGAAAGUUGUACUAAGUAAAUAUGACAAUAAUACCGAUGUUUUCCAAGGACUUGACGAAAUAAUACUGGAUACGAUAGCUCAACGUAUGAAUUUCACAACAAGAUCGAUAUAUCCAACAGAUAAUAAAUCCUUCGGUCGUCAGUUAUCCAAUGGGACGUACGUUGGUGCUAUAGGCGAUGUAAUGUAUGGUAGAACGGACAUCUGCUUCGAGUCCUUUUUCGUAAAGAAAUACAGCAAUAAUGCUGAAGAGGACAUAAACUUCAGCGUAUAUAUAGACUUCGACAAGAUAUGCGUAAUUGUUCCUAAAGCGAUGAAGAUACCCAAGGGGCUUCGACUAUAUUACUUCUUUCCGCGCUCGGUUUGGAUCUGUUCAAUAUUGGUGCAGGUCUUUGUGUAUAUAACAUGGUAUUUUCUGCAGACCUUCAUUCCAACAAAAAUGAAAAAAGUAAGUCUCUGGACAACGAUCUACCGAUUGAUUUUAUUAAACGCCGGUUGCCCCCAAAAAUUGCCAAACACGAAUGCUGAAAGAAUAUUACUGUCGGGCAUUCUUCUCGCCAACAUCACUAUGACUGGUCUCUUCAGUGGUAUUUUAUACAACAGUUUCGCGCAUGACAUGUAUUACCCGGACAUUGAGAAUCUUCGCGAUCUCGACGCUUCGGGAUUGGUGAUAUCAUUGGCCUCUAUCGCUCUAACUGACCUCUUUGACGAUGAUAACAAUUCGACAAUCAUGCGAAACUUGCGAGGUAAAUUACGAUACGGCGAAAACGCCGUCGCCAUAGACGACGCGGCUUAUUACCGAAAUGGUUCGGGAUUUAUCAAGGAAAAUAAUUUCCCCGGUCUCAACGCGAAAUACAUCGAUGUGGACGGUGGACCGUUGCUUCAUCUUGUCAAAGAGUGUCCAGGUGCAUUCUUCUUAUCGUAUUUGCUGCCCAAACAUUCGAUUCUGCAGCAGGGAAUAAAUGCGUGGAUUGGUCGAUUGAAUCAAGGUGGUUUAACACUCUUGUGGAGCAAACAGGACAUUGAAAGUUACACUAGUCAACAAAAGGCACUGACUAAACGAAAAAAACUAACUGAGAACGAAAAGGAAAUGAGUGACUUCGUGCCAUUCAGUCUAUCCGAUGUGCAGUCAUCGUUUUACAUGCUGCUGAUAGGGCUAUUGGUAUCUGCGAUAGUAUUUUUGCACGAGAAAGGCUGGCUGAAAGGCCGAUCGUUAUCGCGCACCGAAAGAUCAAACUCGGAAUUUACGCGCUAGUCAUCAAACAUGGAUAAAGCCACGCCUUUUUCCUUCUCUUUUUAGUUCUCCUUUCUUCCGCGAAAUUUCUUUUUCCAUGAACAAAAUUGCAAGAGUAUGCAGGCGGAGUACAAAAGAUAUGAAGAAAGCAGAAGUUCUCUUCUUUCACGCUCCUGUUUCCUUCCGCACAUUCCAAUUCCCCCAAUUACAAGCAAAUUAUUAUAGUAAAUCUCAAUGAAUCCAGUAGCAAUCUGAUCUAAUAGCAGUUUCGUCUUUGUAUUCUGCAAAUAUAAAAUGUGAUAUAACACAAUAUAACACAAGAUAUAGGGCGUUACAGUGCUAACAUUUUUAUAUCAACAUCAUUAUUACAUACACGCUAUAAACAAACGUGUUGUAAUACCGAAUAAAGGUAUAUAAUCGAUCGGUGAUUAUGAAAAAAAGAAAGAUCGAAAUAAAGAUGAAAUUGUACCCACACAUUUAUAUAUACUGUUUUUACAUUAGUUAUCCUUAAUCAUAUUAGCACAUAUAUCUUAUAACAUGAACCGAACGCGCACAUUUGUUUCAUGGGUAUAUUCAGGAUGGAUAGAUAUACACACACCAUUAUGGACCAUCGACGUCCUGCGCGCAGGCUCUUUCACAACAUCAGAGGAAAACGUCGAGAGGGAGUGAAGGAUGCUCGUGAAUUUUCGCCAAUAACAUCGUCAGUAGCGUGACUAUCCACCGGCUGGAUUUACUCGUGGUAGUGUAACCUGUUGCCGUGGGAAAUCUCGGACGACAAAUGCUAUAAAGUGCUUAGUUACUAAUGGUAUAAUGUUCACAUUCGAUUUAUUCGACGCAUUAUAUGUAUUCUGAUUUUUUUCGAAAAAUGAGCGAAAAAGAGAUACUUUUCUGAAGAAAUAAGUAACCCAGCAAGAUAUAUUUACUCAGCAAAAAUGGGGAUUGUUGUAAUAUCACUCAUCUCGAUUUAAUUAAAUUCUGACGAAAA
Molecule: messenger RNA, 3580 nt
Organism: Formica exsecta
Lineage: Eukaryota; Metazoa; Arthropoda; Insecta; Hymenoptera; Formicidae
Exons: 6
Coding region: 433-2616 (727 amino acids)
Source: RefSeq, a predicted model, not a curated record